Molecule: messenger RNA, 6395 nt
Organism: Scylla paramamosain (green mud crab)
Lineage: Eukaryota; Metazoa; Arthropoda; Malacostraca; Decapoda; Portunidae
Product: prostaglandin D2 receptor-like
Exons: 15
Coding region: 955-2724 (589 amino acids)
Biological process (GO): inflammatory response; positive regulation of cytosolic calcium ion concentration; adenylate cyclase-activating G protein-coupled receptor signaling pathway
Cellular component (GO): plasma membrane
Molecular function (GO): G protein-coupled receptor activity
Source: RefSeq, a predicted model, not a curated record
UUAGUUCAGUCUCUCGGGUAAGAGUGGACGGACGAGGCGGGCGGUGGGUGGGCAGCGCCAGUUUGCUUGUGUUCAGUGGUCCACGCGCAGUCAGAUUCACUCUCUCCUCUUUGUCGCUCGUUCGCGCUGUUUCUCUCUCUCUCUGUGUUUCUUUCUCACACCUCAUUUUCUUUCGGCGCUGGGUUUGUAUGUGAGGUGUGGCGCAGUCUAACCUAACGUCGCCACCUGUGGAAAGACCUGUUGCUUUCUUUGCAUUCGCGUGUUGUGCUUCGUUGUCACCCACGUCGCUGCCGUUUGGUGAUCUGCUUCUACACGAUCUCUGGUUGGUUGGGCUUGGCAAUGCUUUUCGGUGGAAGGGAUUGAAGUUGUGUAGGAAAGAAUCAGAUGCAGUUGGAGAAGAGGAGAAGAGGCGAAAAAGGAGAGAUAUAAGUGUGCCGGACGCCCCGCGCUGAGGACAAUACACAGCAGGAACGAGUCCUCCAGCCUGGGCAGUGUUUUACCUAAGGACAUCUGACAAUGAGUGGUGAGUGAGAGGUGUAUGCACGAGCGCGUUAGGAAUCCGGGGACCUUUGAACGCCUCUGCUCGCCCUCCGCCACCUGCACCACCUACGCAUUUAUGGAUCCCCUCCCCCGCCCUGCAGUGAUGUGACCAAGCUCUUUCUCCCCCGUCUGCGUCGCGUCUCCAGUUAAUGUCCCUCACCCAAUUGUGAAGGUGUGUUGUGCAGAUGUGGUAAUGGCGGGCCUCGCUCCAUAACUGCAAGCGGUGGUGUGCUGGCGGUGCUCAUACAGUGCGUCGUAGUGGUGUUGGAGCCGCGGCGGAGGGGCAGUGGCGUCGUUGUGGCUCCCCAGCACUCACCAAGGUCCUGCCUCUGUCUGUUCCUCGGUUCCCGUGAGCAGUGAAGAAAUCCAUGGAACCAUCCACGCCAUUCUUGUAGAGGCAACUUGCUAUUCAGGAUGACGCCGCGCCCCGGUCUGAAGGAGGAGAUAGCAAGCGGCUUUUUCCAGAACCUGGUGACGACGGCCGCCUCUCUGGUGCGCGAGGCUGCCGAACACACCGAUGACUCCUCCAUCUUCGCCGACAUGACUGGUGACGCAGCGGAUAACAGCAGCAGCAGCAAUAUUCAGGUGUCAGGAAAGGACUUGGGACGCCACCUGCCGCUGCCCGUACAAGUAUUCAUCACGGUGCUGUACGUGAUAGGCAUCCUGAGCAACAUGGCGGCACUGUGCAUCAUUUCAAGAAGCGAGACACAGCGAUACAGGAAGCAGACGUUCAUGCUUCGCUGUCUGGUUGGGAACGACCUGACGGCGCUGCUGGGAAUGCUGGUACAGAUGCACGUCAGCCUCUACGUCGAGAAUCUCAACGAGAAAUGGCUAUGUGCGUCGAGGGUUGUGUUCCGCGCCUUUGGGCUGGGGUCUGGCUGCGUGGCGCUCGUGAUGGCCGUAGAGCGCUGGCUGGCCCUCACGCAUCCUUUCAUCUAUCCGAGACACGUGACGCACUCGGUGAUACGCCGCACCAUCCUCAUCCUGUGGGUGGUGACGCUGAUGCUGGUGUGCGGCCCCUUCCUCGGCUUUGGUCUGUGGUACGAUGAGAGCCUGACGCCCCACUGUGUACGUUACCGUUUCGGCACUGAGCUGGUGGACCGCGUGUACGCCUACGUCAUCUUUGCUUACGGUAUGGUGAUGUGCGCUGUGAUCGUGUGUUGCAACCUGUCCGUCAUCCGCGUGCUGUGUCGCAUGAGGGAACGCCUACUUCCCCGCCGCCACUCCCGCGCCUCCUGCCGCAGCGCUACGUCCACCUCAGGAGACACAGCCGUCAAUCUGGCCACCCCCGAGGAGCUGUCCUUCGCCCGCCUCAUGGCCAUCCUCUCCAUCACCUUCGUCGCCUGCUGGGUGCCGCAGCUGAUGACCAUUAUAGCAGGACAAAUUGUCGGUAACAAGCCAGAGUACAAGAACUUCUACAGGAUUCCCGAUAUCUUCAUUCUCCUCAACUUCUGCCUCGACCCGUGUAUGUACGUGCUGUUCCGCCGCAAUAGACGUUACGGCAGAAAGCACCUGAGGAAGCUGGUUACCUACUUAUGUCCUCACCUGCACAGCUCACCUAGUCGAGGUAUUCUGACCGACUCCCUCCGCUCCUCCUCGCACACCUCACAGAGUAACAAUGGCCCAGCCAAGGGUAGGGGCUACACCCAGCGAGAUAUGCCUCUAAUUAUGAAGGAGAGUUCAUCGGCAGGCUCACGGUAUCCUCCAACACUUCCGCAAACGAGGAGCAUAUUUCUCAGCAGCUCCUGCGCAUCCCCACCGGCCAGUCCAAGCUAUCUGCAGUCAACGAAGAGAACCCCCUGUCAGAGGUCGAUGAUAAAAAGCAAGAUCGAUACUAAGUAUUCAGACAGCUGGAUGCUCCUCAGGACCCAGAGUGAAGAAGCAGCUGAGCGGGAGUUGUUGAGGCAAGAGGAGCCACUGAAUGUUGUAAUCCACGCAGGAGGUGAUGGUCUCGGGAACACGUACGUCACCUUCUCCAAGCCUGGAAGCUUUGAUAGUGCUUGUAACGGGGAUGUCACUGCCACGAAAACUAAGCGUUGGUCAUUUUGUUAUGGAGACACGUUAGAUGUAAUUCCUAAGGUGAUACGAAGCACAGCCUCGCGGGACGACAUUCAUCUCCUGGGGUCUCGGUGCAGCAGGGCAAGGAGACCAGCGUGGAUGAAGAGCGACGACCUCAGGAGAUAGAGCCGGCUGUCUCUGCCACAUGUUGCACAAAAUACCUUUGUAAACAUGUGUGUCCAAACUGUUCACGGUGCUCUGGGUAUUUAGUCCUUUAAACGAGACAGAGACUGCGAACCACCAAAUGUACAAGUAGUGGGUGGGGGGAGGGGGCAGUGGUUCGAGACUCAGUCAGAAAUUGGGGAAUAAAAAGAGCAUUAAGUUUAAAGCAUUCCUGUCGAGGCAUUACGUGUAGUGAAGCAGGAGCAGCGGGCUCUGCGUCAGGCAGAAACAAUUCUAACAUAAGGAAACAACUAUAACUAAGUAGCUUUAGUCAGUCAGUCAGUCUCUCUCUCUCUCUCUCUCUCUCUCUCUCUCUCUCUCUCUCUCUCUCUCUCUCUCUCUCUCUCUCUCUCUCUCUGAAAUGUGUACCUGGACAGUGCUCACUGCGCACCCAGUGGGCACGCUAGCGGUAGUCAGUGUGUCGAUGUGCAGUAUGAGUAGUGCGUACACUUUGGUGCCAUGGAGGAAACUCCCUCAAUUUAUUAUUUUACUAGUCUAGCCACCUCAGAGUGGAGUAGGACGGAGCGGAGUGGAUUUCUUUCACCCUCUAACUUUUGACCCUCUCCACCCCGCCUUCUCAGAAAAGAGUAACACGCUUGAUUACGUUAUUCACUCAAUUGCCUUUCGUUCACAAAACUCACGCCACACACCUGAAAAACACCACCACCACAUCUUACAUUACACACUUCUCUUCACCAGUCUCCAUCUCUCACUCAUCCAGUCCCGCGCCUCUGCAGCACCACUGUGCGCCCCAAACCACACUCACUUUCAUCACGCACACACACCACACAUCCUCCUCACACUCAUCGAACACUACCACUUUUUCAGCAUGCUUAUUCACGCUAGUCCCCCUUCCAGCCAACUUCCUCCCGACCUUUACUUGAGGUUCGGAAACAUAAAGGAAGCUCAUUAUCGCGAUGGUAUACAGCGGGUUUCUCAACUCUGUCCUCGAUAAGUUUUAUUUUCCUUAUAUUUCAAAGUUGCCUCAUAACAAGACUUACUACCUCAGGCUGGGAGGCGGACUGGCUCUUCUGACUCUAAGAGAUUCAUACAUUAAAGACUACAAUUCAGUUACUGUCUUGCGGUCACGGCAUUUCCAGGAAUCGGUCAAAAGGAAACAUAUCAAAUUUCCUACAAGCAAUUUAAAGAUAGGAAAGUCAAUGGCCUGAGGAGCCACACGUAGAUAACUAUGAAACUAUUUGUAAAUGGUGGCUUCAGUUUAUCCUUAUUGCAUUUUUGUCUGCUUGAAGAUGAGAAAUUUGAUCGUGUUUCACUUAAGUGCACAAGGUUAAUUCACUACGGAGAUUUUUUUUUUCUAUUUUUCCAUGAAGGAUAACGCAAUUAAUAGUAACAAAGGGUGGAAGCGCUAAACAUCCACUGAAUCUCAUUUCCUGUUGUCUCUAUGGCUCUCUUCACACAGCGAUGCGUAUUACAAGGCUCACAUGUGACCAUACUUUAAAUUAAUCCCAGUGAUAUUAAAGCGAAGUUGAAAUGGAACUCAAUAUUCAUUAUAUGUUCUGUUUCAAGGGUGGCAAGUUAGGUGAUUUUUUAUGCAGUACAUUACUGUAAACUCAGUACGCGUAUGUGUGUGUGUGUGUGUUGCAUGACUAUCUUUAUAAAGUACAGUAUUUUUAACUCAGUAUAGUGUGUGUGUGUGUGUGUGUGUGUGUGUGUGUGUGUGUGUGUGUGUGUGUGUGUGUGUGUGUGUGUGUGUGUAAUCAAACAAUUAUUAUACAAUACAUAACACAUUUUACACUUUUCUAAUACAAAUUCACAUCCUCAUGGAGGUUACACAUCUUUCAGAAUCAUUAAAAAUUGUUUCUCUCUACUUUUCCUAUACAUAUUGAGUAUUAUAUGUAGAGAAUGGGGAGUGAAAGGCUUAAAAGUAAGUUGUUCUACCUUAACAGACCCCUCAGAAUACUCCAGUGAAGAUUCAGAUAAUGCCAUGUACACUAUUAUGGGGUAGGCAGGAUCGGCGUGAAGAUAACUUUGUAUAUUAACAUCUGAAGGGUGGACGUACAUACGUAGUGUAUGCGGUUUUGGAUCAUGGUGGUGCUUUCAUUAUUCUAAAUUGUGUGUGUGUGUGUGUGUGUGUGUGUGUGUGUGUAAAGUCAGGUGGCAAAUGAAAUAAUCCAAAACAAAUUACACUAGCCACGACUUAAUAAGUGACUAUACGUUCUCCGUGAGCAGCGCAGUAUCUGUUGUUUUGCUACAGCCCAUAUACAUCAUUGCAGGAUACAAGUGUUUAGUAAAUAUGUAUAGACAUCAACGGGCGACCCACUCCACGCUCAACCACUGGCAUUGUUUUUCAAUCAAUGAAGGUUAAUGCGGAGUGCGAGACGUGAGGGCAUGAGGGGAGAGUGCCAACACGUCAGGUGAUGUGAAUAUAUUACACCUGCCCAUUAUGCGUCGAUGUUCACUGUCGCUCUAAGUGUUUUUAUUAGUCAGCAAUAGUAAGGUCGCUGUACAUGUGCUCCUUUGCUGUGUAUUAAAGUCAUAUUUUUGUCACAUGGCAAUUAUGUACUCAAUAUUUUGUCAUAUCAGUACCGAGAGCUCAGCGUGAGGCGCCGCUCCUCGCUCACCCAACCACCAGCAGCAGCAGCAGCAGCAGGAGGUCCUCCUCAGCCAAUGGUUGCCCACCGGGCGCUGCACGGGCGCACUGUACCGGGGCCGUGACCCUUGUCGUCCGUACUGCUGCAGGAGCGAUAGAAGCCUUACGUUCCUGGGAAAAAAAAUUGAAACUUCCUCCUCCCGCAGCUGUACGAUACAGGCAUUAAUUGUGUGUGUGUGUGUGUGUGUGUGUGUGUGUGUGUGUGUGUGUGUGUGUGUGUGUAUCUAUCAAUGCGGAGCUGUACAGUGGAAGGGGACCAUAAAUGCCGCUCCUACAACAUAAGCAUUGAAAGAUAAUAGUGGAUGUUAUGAUAUUGCUGUUCAAUGUCCAUAAACAAACACAAGUAAUUCCGUAGCAUUGAUUUUACCUUAGUAAGAGUUUCUCUCUCUCUCUCUCUCUCUCUCUCUCUCUCUCUCUCUCUCUCUCUCUCUCUCUCUCUCUCUCUCUCUCUCUCUCUCUCUCUCUCUCUCUACCAUCACAACCGUCGUCGUAACUACUACCACCGCCGUCGCUGCCACUUGGGUGUCAUUUCUACCUAAGUAAAACGUUACCCUUCGUCUGAGUUGCUGCCUCGACCACUAAUCCGAAAGUGGCUGGAAGGGAUGCAGGUAAGUGGAAGGGUGCAGGUUAUAGAAUAAAAAUUCGUAAUUCCUAUUCAUAUCUAUUGUUCGGUAUCAUGUUUUUGUUUGAAAGAAAUACCUGUUUUGAUAUUCUUUUCUAGUAUCAUCGUUGUCAUCACCAUCAGUAUCACCAUUAUCAUUGCCAUCUCGAGACAUCCUCUCCGCCCGCUCUCCCUUCCUCACCAGGGCCACAGUAUUGCAGCACUGCGGACCUGGCUUAAUUAUUAUAUGUAUGUAAUGUUACUGUGUAUUUUAUAUUAAGUAUUCACAUUUAUUUUUUCAAGACAUUCUCGAUUUAGUUGCCGAAUUUUUCGUUUUGUUAUUAAUGAUCAAACUAUAUAAUAAGCUAAAUGUAUGUUUUAAGUCAACCUCUACCUAAAUAUAUAUUAUUGUCAUAUGUGUUA